This is a messenger RNA of Drosophila montana, 1933 nucleotides long. It is a transcript of the gene Ir7f, whose product is annotated as Ionotropic receptor 7f. NCBI's taxonomy places the organism in Eukaryota, Metazoa, Arthropoda, Insecta, Diptera, Drosophilidae. The transcript is spliced from 3 exons. The coding region runs from base 1 to 1857 and encodes 618 amino acids. The record is from RefSeq and is a predicted model, not a curated record.
AUGUUGUACGGGAUGAACGUGAGCGGAAUCUACGCCAGCUAUGUGGAUAGCAAGCUUAUUGGCAUCCAGGCAGAGGAGGCGAAUUUGUAUGUGGUCCGUGCGCUGCGGCAUGUCAUCCAGGAUGUGUUCGCUCAGCUCAGCGCAACGCUGGUGAUAACCGUGGCCACCGGCAGCUGGACAAUUGGCAAAUGGUUUGAGCAUGUUCUGGGCGAUCUGGUCAGCACGUGGAGCGCUGUCUCAGUGCAGAUGCUGCACAUCAACCAUUCGCCCCAUGUGCCCGGACGCAAAUACUGCAAUCUGUUGCUGGUCGAUUCCUACGAGGGCCUGCGCUCCACGAAGAUUGCCGAGGACAAUGCGGGCUACGACGAUCACGAGUAUUAUUUCAUAUUUUUGCAGGCGCGCGAUGCGCUCAUUCAGCGCGAACUGCAGCUGAUACUGGACCACUGCCUGCAGCACUACUGGCUGCACUGCAACGUGAUGGUGCAGACGGCCCAGGUGGAGGUGCUCAUCUAUACCUAUUAUCCGUAUACGGCGCAACGCUGCCAGGCGGCGCAGCCGCAGCUGGUGAAUCGGUUCGAUGGCCAGCGCAUGCUGCACGCGCCCAUGUUUCCGCACAAGCUGCAGCAGCUGCAUCAAUGCCCGCUCAGUGUGGUCGUAUGGCACUCGCCGCCCUUUGUGGAGCUCAACUGGGAUGCGCGGGCAGCGAAAAUGCGCGCCGCCGGCUUUGAGAUUAGGCUUAUUGAGCACCUCGCGCAGCGUCUCAAUUUCAGCCUCCUGCUGCACAAUGUCACGCUCGAGACGGUCGCCAGCUACCAGCAGAACUGGGGUAAUGGCCGACCCAUGGGACCCCUAGAGCUGCUGAUGAAGCAGCACGCCAACCUGAGCGUGGGCAAUUUCCGCAAAACAGCUGGACGCAAUCGCAUCCUGACCUCGCCCGUGGCCCAUUACUAUGCGCCCCUGGUGGCCACUGUGGCUGUCGAGCACUUUCGCUUUGGCCGCCUUACGCUGCUCCAUUUCCCUUUCCAGUGGUGCGUUUGGCGCACGCUGCUCGCCGCGCUGAUCAUCCAUUGGCUCAUCUAUAUGUGGCGCUGGCGGCACAUGGGCCUGCAGGUGCUGGAGCUGCUGCUGGGCGUGACGCUGGUGCGUUUGCCGCGCUGCUGGCUGCAGCGUAUCGUCUAUGCGCAUUGGCUCUACGGGAGCAUUCCACUGCGCGUGGUCUAUCAGUCGCUGCUGUUCCAUUUCAUAAGGCUGCAGCUGUUCGGAACGCUGCCGCAAUCCUUUGAGCAGCUGCUGGAGCGGAAUUUUCGAGGUCUGUGCACAACCAACAUACUGAGCAUGCUACGCGAGAUGCCCCAGGUGGCGCGCAACUAUGACAGCUUUGUGGGCAUCUCAUCGCCGUUCGAUGAGGCUGUGCUGGAUGCACUGCAUCGGUCCGGCAACAGCCGCUACUUUGCCAUCACCGGGAUUGACUCGGCCCAUGCCCAUCUGAGCGCGACAAACCGUCGGAGCAGCUACCAUAUCCUUACGCAAUACGUCAAUCUGCAGCAGGUGGUCAUCUAUAUGCCCAAGCACUCGUAUUUCCUAGAGCAGUUCAACGAUCUGUUGCGCCGUCUCGAUGCCAGCGGCUUUAUUGACUUUUGGCGACGUGCCGCCUUCACCGAGUACAGCCACAGGAACACGCAGCUGUUGCAGCCGGAGGCACAGCAGGAGCACGAAAACGAACAGCUCAGCCAGCUGGACGGCAUCUACACGCUGAUGGGCGUUCUCUAUGCUCUGGCCAUAUUGAUUUUUUGCGCCGAGCUCCUCUGCCAUCGACUGACCAAGCCAGCAACGGUGCAGCAGCUGGUCAAGGAUUGAUUUGAGUUUGUCUUAAAUUCUAUAGAAAUCAAUAAAUAAUGCACGACGGGUGAAUCACCCUUAGCAGCAGCCCAAA